Anarrhichthys ocellatus (wolf-eel) is the source of this 7202-nucleotide messenger RNA. Its product is annotated as calcium-activated potassium channel subunit alpha-1-like. The coding region runs from base 779 to 4594 and encodes 1271 amino acids. Gene Ontology annotation, molecular function: large conductance calcium-activated potassium channel activity. The record is from RefSeq and is a predicted model, not a curated record. Gene Ontology annotation, biological process: potassium ion transmembrane transport. Gene Ontology annotation, cellular component: postsynaptic membrane. The transcript has 33 exons. Lineage: Eukaryota; Metazoa; Chordata; Actinopteri; Perciformes; Anarhichadidae.
AUCGCCGUAACCACAAAGUUAGUCAUCAAAAAUUGAUGUAGCGGUCACUAUAAAUAACCAGACAACCAGAUAAGCAUCGACGUCUGCUAUUGAUGGCUCCUCCCCCGCUACCUGUAAAUCUGCGAUGCCAUCUCCCGACAAAUGGAUGUGACAGGCGGCCGCCGGAGCCCGAGGAUCGGCAAUGACUAAAUCCUCUCUUUAACGCAAGAAACGGUCUCUCUUUAUUUUUCAAACGAUAUUUCUGUAAGGGGAUAUCUACAUACUGCGACCUUUCAACGCGCGGAGCGCAUUCAACAGUGCGCGGUGCGGGGCUCAAGUAGCGGACCUGCUGAAAGCUGCGCUAUUAAAAAGGUGGAGUGAGUGAAUCCAUCGACUGACGAGUCUCUUCAACAUGACACUUGCAGUGUCAGCCAUCGGGACUGUCGGGAACAUCGUGAGUUGUUGAGCAGGUUGCACAAAAAUGUGAUUUUUUAAAAAAAAAAACAAAAAAAAAAAAAAAAACGGAUGACGCGCAAUUCCAGCCACGAACGCGCAUCGUGAGGCGCACGACUGAUAUCUUGAUUUCAAAGGAAGUUUUUUUUUUCCUCUUUCUCUUUCUCUAUUAUCACUGCGUGACUGCUGUCGACUCAACUUUUACGUCGUUGCUUAGUGAAGCCAGAUGAGAAGGCAGAGGAGCGGAAGGUGGUUGACUGGUGGCGCUGGCCGGAGAUCCCCGAAGCGCCUGAAUCCCAGUUGAGUUGAUUGUUUGAGGGGGCUGGCAGGUGACCAGAGGCCGAGAAUGUCGAAGAGGGAGAAAUUCAACCCGGAUCCGUCCAUCCACAUAUCCAAGAUGAAUGUCAUCAUCCCGUUUUCCCCAGAUGUGCCCUGUGACAGCAACGGCCAGCGGAUGUGGUGGGCUUUCCUCGCGUCCUCCAUGGUCACUUUCUUUGGGGGUCUCUUCAUAAUCCUCCUGUGGAGAACUCUCAAAUAUCUGUGGACUGUGUGCUGCCACUGUAACGUCAAAAAGAAGGAGGUCCAUCGGAUCACCAUAGUCGAUGGCAUCAAGCGCACCAGCAAGGACGACCCAGUGGCCAGCGAGGUGGGCUGGAUGACCUCGGUCAAAGACUGGGCUGGGGUCAUGAUAUCCGCUCAGACAUUGACCGGAAGAGUCCUGGUGGUGCUCGUAUUUGCUCUCAGCAUCGGAGCCCUUGUUAUAUACUUCAUAGAUUCUUCUGAUCCUAUCGAGUCCUGUCAGAACUUCUACCAAGACUUCACGUUGCAGAUCGACAUGGCGUUCAACGUGUUCUUCUUGCUGUACUUCGGCCUCCGUUUCAUUGCCGCCAAUGACAAGCUGUGGUUCUGGUUGGAGGUGAACUCGGUGGUGGACUUCUUCACGGUUCCUCCGGUGUUUGUGUCUGUGUACCUGAACAGGAGCUGGCUCGGCUUGAGGUUUUUGAGGGCCUUGAGGUUGAUACAGUUCUCAGAAAUUUUACAGUUUUUGAAUAUACUAAAGACAAGCAACUCAAUAAAGCUGGUGAACCUGUGUUCAAUCUUCAUAAGCACAUGGCUAACUGCAGCAGGAUUCAUUCAUUUGGUGGAAAACUCGGGGGAUCCUUGGGAAAACUUCCAAAAUUCCCAGGCACUUUCGUACUGGGAAUGUGUCUACUUACUCAUGGUUACAAUGUCCACUGUUGGCUAUGGAGACGUUUAUGCAAAAACCACCCUGGGCCGCCUGUUUAUGGUCUUCUUCAUCCUUGGCGGUCUGGCCAUGUUUGCGAGCUACGUCCCUGAAAUCAUAGAGUUAAUAGGAAACCGCAAGAAAUAUGGUGGUUCCUAUAGUGCAGUUAAUGGGAGAAAGCACAUCGUGGUCUGUGGUCAUAUAACACUUGAGAGUGUGUCCAACUUUCUAAAAGACUUCCUACACAAGGACAGGGAUGAUGUCAAUGUAGAAAUUGUUUUUCUUCAUAAUAUUUCCCCUAAUCUUGAGCUGGAAGCCUUGUUCAAGCGCCACUUCACUCAGGUGGAAUUUUACCAAGGAUCUGUUCUGAACCCACACGACCUGGCCAGAGUUAAGAUCGAAUCAGCUGAUGCUUGUUUGAUCUUAGCCAACAAAUACUGUGCUGACCCUGAUGCUGAGGAUGCAUCCAACAUCAUGAGAGUAAUUUCUAUCAAGAACUACCAUCCAAAGAUCAGAAUUAUCACUCAAAUGCUGCAGUACCACAAUAAGGCCCACCUUUUAAACAUCCCGAGCUGGAACUGGAAAGAGGGAGAUGACGCGAUUUGCCUUGCGGAGCUAAAGCUGGGCUUCAUCGCUCAGAGCUGCCUGGCUCAGGGCCUCUCCACCAUGCUGGCCAACCUUUUCUCCAUGAGGUCCUUCAUCAAGAUUGAGGAGGACACGUGGCAGAAGUAUUACCUAGAAGGAGUAGCCAAUGAGAUGUAUACCGAGUACCUAUCCAGUGCCUUUGUGGGCAUGUCCUUCCCUGUAAUUUGCGAACUCUGCUACGUGAAGCUAAAGCUGCUACUGAUAGCUAUAGAGUAUAAGUCUGAUCAAAGGGAAUGCAGCACCCUGAUCAACCCUGGAAACCACGUGAAAAUGCAGGAGGGGACAUUGGGCUUCUUCAUUGCAAGUGAUGCCAAGGAAGUGAAGAGGGCGCUGUUUUACUGUAAAGCCUGCCACGACGACAUUACUGAUCCCAAAAGGAUUAAGAAAUGUGGCUGCAAGAAAUUGAUAUAUUCCAAGAAGCUCGCCUACAAGAAAAUAAAACUGGCAUGUUGUUUUGAUUGCGGCCGCUCAGAGCAGGACUGCUCUUGCAUGCCAGUUAAUGUGCCUUGUAACAUGGACUCCCCUCGACGCGACAUCCCACUCUCUGCUGUCUCUGUUAAUGAUUGCUCAGCCACUUUACAUGCCUCUAAAAAUAGCUAUAAUGGAUAUAUCAAAUCAAUUGAAGAGGACCAACAGUUGGUGUUGUCGCCCAAAAAAAAGCAACGCAAUGGAGGCAUGAGAAAUUCUCCAAACUCCUCGCCCAAGACCACAAGACAUGACCCGCUCCUCAUCCCGGGGAACGAGCAGAUUGAGAGCAUGGACGAGAACGUAAAGAAAUACGACUCCACGGGGAUGUUUCACUGGUGCCCGUCCAAAGACAUCGAGAAGGUCAUCUUGACCCGGAGCGAGGCAGCCAUGACGGUUCUGAGCGGUCACGUGGUCGUGUGCAUAUUUGGAGACGUCAAAUCUGCGUUGAUCGGUCUCCGGAACUUUGUCAUGCCUCUGAGAGCGAGCAACUUCCACUACCAUGAGCUGAAGCACAUCGUGUUUGUCGGCUCACUUGAGUAUCUGAAACGGGAGUGGGAGACGCUUCACAAUUUUCCAAAGGUCUCAAUUUUACCUGGCACACCGUUGAGUCGGGCAGAUCUGAGGGCUGUCAACAUCAACCUCUGCGACAUGUGUGUCAUUCUGUCAGCCAAUCAGAACAAUAUUGACGAUGCAUCACUGCAGGACAAAGAAUGCAUCUUGGCGUCACUCAACAUCAAAUCCAUGCUGUUUGACGACAGCAUCGGGGUCUUGCAGGCUAAUUCCCAAGGCUUCACACCACCAGGAAUGGAUAAAUCAUCUCCUGAAAACAGCCCAGUCCAUGGAUUAGUGAGGCAGACUUCUGUCACAACUGGAGCAAAUAUUCCCAUCAUAACGGAACUAGCAAAGCCAGGCAAAAAACUGCCUGUGAUUUCAUUCAGUCAGGAUAAAAGCAGUGGGACCAGCAUACAAAUCAUAACUGAGCUGGUAAAUGACUCCAAUGUUCAGUUCCUGGACCAGGAUGAUGAUGACGACCCUGACACAGAGUUAUACCUCACUCAGCCUUUCGCCUGUGGAACAGCAUUUGCCGUCAGUGUGCUGGAUUCCUUAAUGAGUGCUACAUACUUCAAUGAUAAUAUCCUCACCUUGAUCCGGACGUUGGUAACAGGCGGGGCGACACCGGAGCUGGAGGGCCUGCUGGCAGAGGAGAAUGCGUUACGCGGCGGCUACAGCACGCCACAGACACUGGCGAACAGGGACAGGUGUCGUGUGGCACAGCUGGCUUUGUACGACGGGCCCUUCGCCGACCUCGGGGAUGGCGGUUGUUAUGGGGACCUGUUCUGUAAAGCCCUGAAAACAUACAACAUGUUGUGCUUUGGCAUCUAUCGGUUACGAGACGCACAUCUAAACUCCCAAGGCCAAUGUACCAAACGGUAUGUCAUAACCAAUCCACCGUAUGCGUUCGAGCUGGUGCCCUCAGACCUGAUAUUCUGCCUGAUGCAGUUUGACCACAACGCUGGCCAGUCUCGAACCAGUCUCUCCCACUCUUCCCAUUCGUCCCAUUCCUCCAGCAAAAAGAGCUCCUCCGUUCACUCCAUCCCAACCACCAACCGCACCAACCGCGCAAGAAGCAGGGACUCAAAACAAAAUGCAACAAGGAUGAAUAGAGUGGGCCAAGAAAAGAAGUUUACAGAUGAGCCAGAGAAUACCCACCUGAGGACCAUACAGAUCAAGCCUGUGAAUACGCUCGCCAUCAACCAAGUCAGUCAGCUUAAAUCCACAAGCAGUUUGAUUCCACCCAUCAGAGAAGUAGAAGACGAGUGCUGAGCUCCGGACGCUCGGACCUCCACAGAAGACUCAUCGCGUAGGUCUCAGACUGGGGAUCAUCUGCAAACACUAACCAUCGAUUGACAUUAGAUGAGGCGAACAUAUACUGUUUUCCUCAUUCACCUUCUGCAGCAAGCAGAUUUAGAAUCAUACAUGAGAUAUAUAGAUGAAGACAAUCAUAGUCAAAUAUCGCUACCCCUCAACUUUUAGUUUGCACUGCUAAUAUUGUGGUGGCGGGACUCCAUGACUUUUCUGUUUCCAUUUCGGGGAAUGAGGGUCACUUGAAGGAGAACAGCAAUGUAAAAAAAAAAAUGACUACUGCAACAAAAAGAGGUGAUUAUAUAAUAACUGGAUCAAGUUUUGCAAUUGUAAAAGUUGCCUUUUAAGCUGUUGAUGAACAACUACUGCAUUGACUUUACCCAGUGUUGCAGAGUUAUUCUGUACAGUAUGUUAAAAUGUGUAUUUUACAUCCAGCUGCAAUCCCACCACAAUGGCAUCGUUAGUGACUGAGGCCCAAUCCCAAAGUCCCGACUCACAAACUUUGAGACGCGUUCUCGCAAAGUCUGUAAGGGCUGCCCCACUGUCAAAUCGGUGAGCACUUGAGGGCUCGCUUACUGAAAUUUUAGCCCUUUAUGCACAUUUUGCCUGAGGGAAUUACCCACAAUCCAUAGCGUUGUUACGUUAAACACUGGUUACCAGGAGAAGCCUGGAGGCUUAAAAAGAUAAGGUAAACAAAGAGGACGGCACAUGGGUGUUCAGCCUGGCAUAUUACAUUUACACAGAAAUAUUAACAUUAAAAAUGUAAGAUUGUACAUAAACAUUUGAAAUCAGAUGAAUUCAAGCAUAUGCUAUAUUACACACCGAGUUUACUUAUCAAACAUUUAUUUAAAUUUUGCUUAUUGAAGCUGUUUUGACAAAGGAGUAAAUAGAUUAUCUGCCAAUUACCUCAACUUAUAAGUCAAGAGCCUGGAAGAUGUUCAAAUCAGGCAGUAAAAAAAACCACAACAUAAAAACCCACAAUUGAAGAUAACAUGUUUCGGUGUCAUCGAGGUUAUGUGAUAUGUCAGCUCAAAGUGCCAUUCGUAUUUACACCAAGUUGCAGCCUCUUACACGUUGGGAUUGGGCCUGACUCAGUGAAUCCUUUGCCAUUUGGAGCUAAUUCACAACAUUUGUGACAGUUAAGACGGCCAGCGUCCAUGUGUAAAUGGCAUUUGGCUCCAGCCUUAUCUCUAUCCAUUUAUAUUUGUCUUAUCUUUGCCUUUUUGAGUCGUUUGUUAUAACUGUUUUCAUUUUUGCUGUUUGGUUGCAAUGUCCAAAACCCCAGAAAUUAUAUUCAGUAAAGCUUUUAAGUAUCUGCAAAGUUUCUCCAGGGUUAAAACGUUAGCAAUAUUCUUUAUUCUUUUCUUGACAAUAGCCAAAUAUGAUAGGUGUUUUGUUGUUGACAAAAGAAUAUAACCAAAAAUCUCACGGUUUAUGAUACAGUGACAGAGAUAUUCAUUUACUUAAGACACCAUAGAGAGCAAAGCUAUACUAUGGUUCAGCAUGGCAUCAUGUGUUAAAUGCGAAAGCCUCAUAUCGCAUGAAGUGGGCAUCCAAGUCCUCCUUUGGCUGUAUGCACUGCCUGACACAGGAUUGUCUUGGAGGCCAUUAGGCGCUCGUUUGUACUCCAUGACCAAUCUUAAUGCCAUAAUCACACAUGUUCAUGCUUUUUGUAGAUACAUGAAAACAGCUCUGUCAUAAAAAGUUAUUUGGGCUAUUUAUAUGUUCUAAAAGAUUCUAUUCUAUCGGUAAACCAUUACGUAUCGGAUAUAUUCAUAAAACAAACAGAUCAUUUGUUUCAUUUUGUACAUGCACGAGUCAAGAAUGCAGAGCUCAGAGUGGUCUUAUUUGAAUUAUAAAACGUAGUUGUAUUGGCACUGUUUUCACUUUACUUCAGAAUCAAUGAAAGUAAGCUUUGUCCACAUGAGGAGCAACACAGUCUAGGACUCAUGUUGGAUGUGAAUAAAAAGAGGUGAGAUUUUUUUUGUGGCACAGAGCAUCCAAGCCGCCCAACCCUCAGUGCCAGUAAUGUGCCAGGCAGUGCUAAAGUCAACGGAGGACUCCAGAAGACCCACUACUGCGAAAAGAGGCUUCUAGUUCAGCUGAAUUUAAGCAAAAUGUAUUUUUGCUGUGAGACUGAGACAUGUACCUGCCUCUCUUAAUAAGAGGCUGUAAUUCCCUGGAGAUAACUAGAACUGGAGUAAAUAAUUUAAAGUCUUAAAACUAUUUUUUAAAUUAUCCAUUGUCAAUAGCAGCGCGUAAUAGCAAAUAAUUGUGUGUACUCUUCAAAUCAAUCUGUAAAGCUUAAUGUAAAAUAUUUUUUUCUAGUAUGUUCUUGAUUAACAGUACAUGUGGGGUUGAGAGGCAUUCAGCAUUGCAGUCUAGUUUGUACUAUUUUGUGAAUUUCUUUUUAGCACAUUGACUUGUAGAUGCAAUGACUGUGCUAAGCUGAUAUUUCUGACUAUGUCAUAAUACCCAAUAAUCAAUACAGUUUAUUGUCUUGUACAUACAAUUGUACAUGAUUUCAUUUUGUAUUUUCACAAAUUAAAAGCUGAUGUAUUGUGUUCUA